Cataglyphis hispanica is the source of this 6583-nucleotide messenger RNA. It is a transcript of the gene Scr, whose product is annotated as homeotic protein Sex combs reduced. Bases 2218 to 3345 code for a protein of 375 amino acids. Gene Ontology annotation, cellular component: nucleus. NCBI's taxonomy places the organism in Eukaryota, Metazoa, Arthropoda, Insecta, Hymenoptera, Formicidae. The transcript has 2 exons. Gene Ontology annotation, biological process: regulation of transcription by RNA polymerase II; anterior/posterior pattern specification. Gene Ontology annotation, molecular function: RNA polymerase II cis-regulatory region sequence-specific DNA binding; DNA-binding transcription factor activity, RNA polymerase II-specific. The record is from RefSeq and is a predicted model, not a curated record.
GAGUGCCCCCCGUUUGACCAACUGGCUACUACGUCACACAUGCUUCUGGUAGAGCCGCCAACUCCGAAGGCUCUCCUCUCGGUCGGCUCAGUGAGUUACGAGUUGCGUCCGGGUUCGCCGUACGAACGAUAACGGGGGCGUCAAUCGAAUCGCGAUUGGGAGAGGAUUCUACCUCGUGCACGCUCUUCCCUCCUUGUCUUUCUCGGCUACAGGCAACAGGUUUGAAUUUAUGGGACAAUAAAGAGUGUGGUGCGUAGUGCGCGUGUCUCUUUCUCUCUCUUUCUCUCCCUUUCUUUUCCUCCCUUUACGCCUUUCUUUCCCGUUCUAGGCCGUUCUUUCUCUCGCGUAAACAUCCUGUCCUUUCGUUGAAAAGAGGAGCGAGCGAGCGAAGACUAUCAAAGUCUCAUAAAACUGUCAGCCGCGACCACCGGGCUGACUUAUGUGCGCCCCUUCUUUAGUCGCGGUUGGAGAACCACACGCUUCCAGGGUGGAUCUGUGCCUGUCGCGCGACACGAUCACGAUUCCAUCGCGAAGCUUUUAACGAAAGAUCAGACGCACAAUCUCCGCUCCGGUCUCGGAAAGAGACGGUCUAGGGAAGUGAAUGAUCUACUUGCUCGCUCAUAUCCCUGACUGCCGCGAUCCCGCGAAUUACGAUAUGCGGCAAUUCGCACUUUUAAAACUCGCAUACUAUUCCUUUACCCCCUUAAUCGUGUAGAGAUAAGGUACGUAUGAUCGAAGCUAAGAUGGAUUCACGAGGAUGAAGACGAUGGCGAUACGGCGAUAAAUUAAACGGGCGAAUAGUUUUCGGUCGAUCGGUAAAGAACAAUCGCGCUUUCGUGUGUGUGCCACCCCUUUUCUUUUUCAUCUGUCUUCACCGCGAAGGCUAUACAACAGUAGGGGGCGCGUGCGCGCGUAGCCCCCCUCGCAGAGCGGACGCAAGACUGCUUCUUGGUGACGUCGCGGCUAGAAGGCUGCAGAGGAGAACGAGAGAGCGAUCGAGAUACUUCUCCCCCACCAGCGGUUUUCAGAACUCCCGAAUAUCUCUCCAUUAGCCCCCCUGACGGUGCUAUCCCCUCUCCUUGACCCCUCUCUCUCUCUCGCCCUCUUUCUCUCUCUCUCUCUUACGCACACCCCUCUCAUCGGUUCCUGUCACGUCGGGUAGCAGCCAGGCAACACCACCACACGACGAGCGCCAGCGGCAGCGGAGACUCGACGGAGACGCAAGGAACGGGGUUGAAGAAUCGUACGCCGACGGAAAGACCAAUCAAGGUUUGACGAACGGCAGGGAUUGGUCGAGGCGCUCCUCUGACACGCAGAGAGCGCGGGCACGUGACAAGCUACCGCACACACCGGUCUUUCGUUGGAUCGUGACGAGGGCCUUCAGUACGAUAGCAGUCACCCUCCGCGCACGCAACAGGAACGGCGAACGCUCGCGCGAUAUACUCUUCACCCUCUGCCGUGGUGAUAUGAGUAUACCGCCGCUGUCGCGAUACAAAGUCGUCGGUUAAGUGAAAACAUCUGUGACAUCGUACGAGCAUAAUUAAUUAUCGCGCGGGAAUAAUUUUUAAUACGCGCCUUUGUACGCGGUGUUUAAAUACACUCGUCAUUUCAUUCAGCACUUUACAACAUCGUCGUCAUCAAUGGGACACCUCGAUAAGCUGUUUGUUACGCGCUACUGCAUGGUGGGCCCACAAGUUCUCUGUAGGUAAUCGCGACUCGACCGAGAUCGUAAAGAAGCAGAAGACAGUUUUAUAGCUCAGGCCCACGUGGCCCUCGUAAACUUGACUCGCAGGUCGGAUUCAGGCUCGACCCGCCUGCCGCCGCUCGUCUACCGCCUUUUCUCUCUCUCUCUCUCUCUCUCUCUCUCUCUCUCUCUCUCUCUUUCUCUAUUAGUCUUGAACCCCUCGUUCAUUAUCGAAUCGCUCUGGGACGUGUUUCUCCACGUGUAACAAGUCGUGAUAGCUGUGAAUCGUUCGACGAACAAGGUGUCGGAGAAACCGACCGCGUAUGUCGCGCGAACGUUCUCGUCACGCAACAAAGUCACCGAUGUGAUGAUAUGGGUUUCUAUACUUAAUGAUCGGCGCGUUGUUAAAUCACGUCACGAUCAAUCGAACGCAACGUCGUUGGUGUUUUCGUUCGUGAAUGACGGAACGUAGACGUGCAAAAGUAUCGGUACAGUGACAGUUGACGAUAGGUGAUAGUUACAAGGUGGAGAGAAUGAGUUCCUAUCAGUUCGUCAGCUCGCUUGCAUCAUGCUACGCGGGUCAACAGCCACAGCAGCAGCCGAGACCGACGCCGAAUUCGCCUGGAGAACCGAUGCAGGCAGCAUCGCCGGCCGGUGGCGACUAUUACAAUCCGAAUGCCGCGUCCACCAGCUAUCCCGCGCCCUGUUACUCACCGCAACAGCAUUAUCCUCAGCAUCCUUACGCCACACCGGCGUCAGGUAUGCAGCAUACAGCGCCGACCGGGAUGAUAGACUACACGCAAUUGCAACCGCAGCCGCGAUUGAACGCGACCGCGACGUCACAGCAGCACGGUAUGCACGCUCAGCAAACGCAGCAUCAUCCUCAGCAACCGCAUCAUCCGCAGCAACAAUUACACCCGGAUCCGACGACACCCCUAUUGCAGGGCGCGUCAGCACCCUCAGCGCCGUCAACGUCCAGCUGUAAAUACGCCGAUUCGACCUCGUCCACCAGCGUGGCGUCCCCGCAAGAUCUCACUACGUCCACUUCGAGAAACAGCCCGACGCCGUUGCAAGUCGCGCCAGGUACAAGUAAAGCCGCAUCGGGGCUGACUUCGCCGCCCGGUAGCUCGUCAAGGUCGUCCGUGGCUGCGUCCGCUGCCUCACCGCCGAGCGGUAGCUCGAGGGGUGUCGGCGAGGGAAAUUCGACGCUUACAACGGCAUCUUCCGCUUCGUCGCCCGCUUCCUCCACAUCCAGCACAUCUAGCACGGGUAACAAUUCGUCCAACAAGGGCAAUCCCUCUGGCAGCAAUCCGCCUCAAAUAUAUCCCUGGAUGAAAAGGGUUCAUAUUGGUCAGAGUACGGUGAACGCGAACGGUGAGACGAAACGGCAAAGGACCUCGUACACCAGGUACCAGACCCUGGAGCUGGAGAAGGAGUUUCACUUCAAUCGCUAUCUGACGAGGCGGCGUCGCAUCGAGAUCGCGCAUGCUCUCUGCCUCACGGAACGUCAGAUUAAGAUCUGGUUCCAGAAUCGGCGUAUGAAGUGGAAGAAGGAGCACAAGAUGGCGAGUAUGAACAUCGUGCCGUACCACAUGUCGCCGUACGGUCACCCUUACCAGUUCGCGCCCCACCCCGGCCAGUUCGCUCACUUGGCCACAUAGGACGAGUUCUCGCCCGCCGAGCUCGGAGCACACGCUGUCCGGUUUCCCGGGAUGUACGGCGAGCAGAACUUCUAAAGGCUUUUCCCGCUUUCUCGGACCCCGCGCCAACGCCUGUCAACGGGGGCCUUGAAACCCCCGGCGCGGUCGUCGAGGGGCCUUCACUUCCAGUAGAACACAUGGUGCGUUUCGCCGAUUCCGCAAUGCGCCGAUGGUCGGUAGCGGAUGGAUUGUCGCGCAACAACGAGAGGAGAAUGCGAUCCUUCCUCUCUAUAUAUGUUCAUAAACGUACUUAAAUUAUAUUUCGCGCUUAAUACUGUAUAAGAAGGAAAGGAAACGAGACUUUUUCGAGAAGGAAGAAAAUUUCCUUCUCAGGCUGACGAGAAGCAAUCCAUUCUCGCUAACCUUCGGCUCAUGCGGACACGCAAGUACUGUACUGACUAUUCGAAGUUGAAGGGAAGCCAAAAUUUUCUGCAUACAUAGCGCCGUGCACCCGAGUUAAUAGACUGGACGCGCUCCGAGGGGCUCUCUCUUCACGCACACGAGAUUAUAAAAUAUUCAUACUAACGCGGAUGAGAGACCGUCUCAGCGGGUGAGAUAAAACCGAAUCCUCUAGUUUAAGAUGUAGAAAUUAGCGGUCUAAGUAAUUAAUUAAUCAAAUAACGAAUUAAUUAAUUAUCUUGUCUGGCUGCGCACUGUUUCACCUAAGAUUAAUAAUUACUGAUGAAAUAUAUUUAUUUAUUGCUUUUCUUUUUUUUUUUGAUACAUUAUUCUCUCUUGUGUUCAAUCCCUUUCGAAUGUAUUUCUGGAAAAAUGAUUCGCAAAAGACUCAAAACAGCUUCAAGGAAAAAUAGUUUUUAUGCUGAAAUUUCUACAAUAAUUUAUAGGAGACGCCUCUUAAUAUUUAUAUUUCCCGUCUUUCUCGAAAGAAAGGUAACCUUUAGAAAUCUAUGAUAGCGUAUAAAUUAUGCUGAUCUUAUGAAAUAUUCUAAUAAAAAAAAUGAGAAAUAUGCUUUAAAAGACGCAUGUACUAAGCCUGUAUUAGUAAAAGAACAACGAGACGUUUGUAUAGCAUAAUUUAAACGUAAUUAAAAUAAUACAAUAUCAUUGCAGUGUUAUAAAAUAAUUACGGAAUCAAUAAUUAGAAAUUUCUAUAUCUCUGUAUUUAUCUCUCUAUCUUUUUAUAUCGAAUCCCUAGACAUUCUUUAAAUUCUUCGAAUACGUAAUUUACUACGUAAUUUAAUUAUCAUGCAACGCUAAAAAAAGAAUAGAUAACCAGCGUGUUCCAAAUGGAUUUUGGAAAUUGAAUUUCGCGCGUAAUAUUUAUUUCUUUUUACAAUCCUGCAAUAUUAUUUUAUUAUAAUGAAACGGUGGGCAGCUACGGCCCAGCAUCUCUCUUUGUACAUAAUUUGCAGCAUAAUCUAACCAAUGUCUCCCUGGAGCAGCCACGUUGUUCCUAUAUUGUCGAUAUGUAGGGGAAAUCUCGCGUAGAAUCUAAUAUUCAUUUUUAUUCCACCGCAUCGAGCGCAUUUUAUCCCGAUCGAUGACAACAAAUCAACUCAACUAUUGUUUCUCGCGCGUCGGCUGUAGUGACUUUAAUCCGUAUAGAAACAUAAUUAGUUUCUAUAAUCUACCAUAGUUGAAAUCCUGAAACUGUUGAAUGAAAAAAGGAAAGUGGGAUAUCUCUUGCACGGAAUCGAAACGGGAUAAAUGACACGGCCCGGAUGCGUUGCGAGUGUGUGUGUCUGACUUUCGAUAUGGUGCAAUGUGUGCGCAUGUAGCGCCGAAUAUCUAACGCAAAUUGUGCAUGCACGUGCCGCCUGAUUACGCGUAUUUAUCGGUACAGGUGCGUGAUCGGGCUGUGUGACGGAAGAGAUGUAUUAUUCUACAUCGGAUCGCGCUGACGAGGAUCCGAUGAUAAGAAAGAUCGAAUAUCGAUUAAUUAAUUAAUCCGGCAAGCGAGCGCAAGUGUGUAAACUAAUUAGCUAGUAUUCGAGUAAUUGAUUAUCUUGUGAUACGACAGAAAAAAAAAAUAAAAAUAACGUUGAAAACAGUCGAUCUAUAAAUGCUUAAUUGAAUUGUCAUAACCGCGUGUUUACGCGAUGCAAAUUCGGAAGAAUACAGGGAAUUUAGUAUGUCGAGAUUCUAAGCGAUACAAGCGAGAGAGAGAGAGAGAGAGAGAGGGGAGAGGGGAGAGGGGAAGAAACAAAUAAAGAAGAGACCUUCUAACUAGGCUAGUAUUUGAAUUGUACAUAACUAUUGAAUAUAUAACACACACACGAUACCGAAUGACGUUAUAUUACUGUACGAGGCGUUAACGAAAAGAAAAAAUUCUUUCUCUUUCCUUUUAUCUGUCAUGUAAAUCGUCGAGUGCCGAGCUAAAUUAGAUCGAGACGAGAAAUUUCUAUUCAUUAUCAGGGACAACACUUUGCGUGAAAUUAAUUGAAAUAAAAACGGCACAGUAUUUUCAAAUUGUAUUUAAUUAUCUGCGACUUUACGACGAAUUCGUCGUGCCUAGAAUGUACAGAAAAGAAUGUUUGUUUCUAUUACGAAAAAAAAAAAAAAAAUGCUGCCAGGUGCAACAUAAUAUUUUUUUUUCGUUAUCGCCUGGUACACUAUAUGAAUAUUUAAAUAAAGCAUAGUGAGGAUUAUUAUUAUUAUUAUUAAUAUUAUUAUCAUUAUUAUUAUUGAAAUUCUUGAUAUUAUCUUUAUUAUUGUAUUGAGAGUGAAUCUGUUGCUAAUGACUUUAGUAUACAGUGUUAAUAUUGUAUUUUAUUUGUUUCGUUAUUAUUAUUUUUUUUUUUUUGUUAUUUACGCCGCGUGUCGUACAACACGUUCCGUACCUAUGAAUGAUGUGCACAAAUGUAAUGCGAGAUUUGCAUCACUUUUUUACACGAGAUCCACAUCGCGGGAUACGUUAUAGUCGUGCUAUCUCGAUGCCUAUUGAAACUGUCGACUCGUUCGAGCGGCGUCGAAAAGAAACGAAAAGAUGCAGAUAUUUACUCUAUUUAUUCGUCAAGGUGCAAAGAAUGCGUUCUAUCCAAGUUAAAUUAAGCUCAAGUAUUACGUUCGCGUAGCGUCACUCAAAUGUUAUUUCAUUCCAUGUAAUAUACGUAAUAGUCUAACUAAAAAAAAAAAUACUUACUUAUUACAUCUACGUAACCUAGAGAGCACCGUACGUGUAAGGUCGUCUAAUUAUAUAAUUUAAAUUGUAAUUAUUAAAUGGUAUGACGUACAGAAA